Emiliania huxleyi CCMP1516 is the source of this 2802-nucleotide messenger RNA. RefSeq lists its product as hypothetical. Bases 1 to 2727 code for a protein of 908 amino acids. Gene Ontology annotation, cellular component: membrane. Lineage: Eukaryota; Haptophyta; Isochrysidales; Noelaerhabdaceae. The record is from RefSeq and is a predicted model, not a curated record. The transcript is spliced from 9 exons. Gene Ontology annotation, molecular function: protein binding. Gene Ontology annotation, biological process: transmembrane transport.
AUGGCUUCAGCCGCCGCCGCCGAGGAGGAGGCGACUCUCGAGGCGCUCGCGUACACGCUCAUCCGCAUCACGUCUCUGCUGCUGCUCGGCUACGUCUCCGCACGGCACCUCCUGCCACCCGGCGCGCAGAGCGGCAUCAGCGCCUUUGUCGGCACCCUCGCGCUUCCUGCGCUGCUCUUCUCCUCCAUCGCCAUUCUGCAGUGGGAUGCCGUCGACUGGACCAUCGUGGCCGCAGUCAUGCUCGCCAAGGCACUGACCCUCGCCUGCUGCGUCGGCGUCGGCGUGCUGAUCACCCCUCGCCCCGCAAACGCCGGGGCCGAGAUCCUCAACGGCGCCGUGCUUGCUCUCCUCGCCGUCUCUUCGGACGACCUCGGGCUCGGUCUCCCCGUGAUGAGCGCGCUCUACGGCCGCGGCUCGCGCUACGUGAGCCAGCUGUUCGUCAUCGUGCCGCUGCACAACCUGCUCGUCAACCCCGCCCUGCUCUCGCUCCUCGCGCUCGGCUGUGCACAGCGCUCCUCGGCCGGAGGAGGCCGCGCCGAGCUCGGCCCCAUCCUGCGGGGCGUGCUGCGCGGGCUCGCCGGCAACCCGCUCGUCCUCGCCGUCCUCGCCGGCCUCGCCACCAACCUCGCAGGCGACACCACGCCCAACCUCCCACUCCACCUCGCCCUCGACCGCUCCACCACCCACUCCACCUCGGUUUCCACCUCCCGCGAGGAGAGGCGCGACCCGAGAUGCGAGGAGCCUGCUCGGAACAUUCUCGGAACCUUCUCGGAGCUUUCUGACAGGCGUGGCGAGGAGGGGGCACGCGCCGACGGCGCUGCCGAGGGCGCUGGCGGAGGCGACGCCUACCCCGCCACGGUGCUCGUGCUCGCGGGCAUGGCCUCGGCGCUCGCCGUCCUGCUCAAGUGCGCCGUCUUCCCGCUGGCGACGCGCACGCUCGCCCUCGCCCUCGGCCCGCUCGUGUCCGGAGCCGCGACGCCGACGGCGACGACCCGCCUCGCCCGCUCGCCGAGGAGUGGCGCGGAGACGCUCGACUUUGCCUUCCUCUACGGCACUCUCGCCACCUCCAACGUCGCGCUCGUCAUCGCCUCCUGCUACGAGCUCGCGCCAAAGGCCCAUAUCUCCCCAUAUCUCCCCAUAUCUCCCCAUAUCUCCUGCUACGAGCUCGCGCCAAAGGCCCGCAGCCGCUUCCCGCUCCUCCUCGUGUCCGCCGCCGUCUACCAGCUCUCCUCGCCCGCCAGCGCGAUCGCCGUCUCCACCAACCUCGAGCGAGCGACGCACGGCAUCUCGCUCCUCUCCUGCGCCAUGGUGCUCGCCGGCGGAACGCUGCAGGGCGCGUGGCGGCCACCUGCCCCCGCGGGCGUGCGCAGGCAAGGCGGCGCUCCGAGCUCGACGGCGACGCUCCGGCGGGUGGGCGUGCUGGCGGCGCUGCAGCUCUGCUGGUCCACAGCGAUGCUCUGCGUGAGCGCGGAUCGCCUCCGCGCCGCCGCACCGGCCGAAGCGAAGGUGCUCUUCGCCCUCAUCUCGAGUCUGCGGUGGGCCGUCGACUCCUUCCUCGUCGCGGUCGCCGUCGCGCCGCGCCUCAGUUGCCGGGCGCAGCUGCUGGCCGCCGCUGCCGUCGCAGCCGCCGCCACGGCGCCGGUGAUCGCGGCGUGGCCUGCGGUGUGGCGCGAGGCUGCGCUGCCGCAGUGGGUGCUCAGCGAGGGACACGCGUCGGCGUGCGCUGUCGCCUACCUCGCCUUCGCCCUCGCCCUCGCCGCCGCGAGCUCGCGGUCGCUCGCGCGGGCUCGCGCCGUCUCCUCUGCGAGGCGGCGGGUGGCAGUCGCCAUCCACGCGACCACUGCGCUGCGGGCGGCAGGCCGCCAGUACCAGCAGCAGGAGGACGAGCCGCAGCAGCAGCCCGCCGACGAGUCGCCGCGCCCGAAGCCGAGCUUCCUCAAGUCCGUGAGCAAUUUGGGCGCGGCCCUGAGCCGCAGUCUGGACACGCGGCUCGGCGAGCUGUCCUUCACUCCGGCGGACGCGGCCAGUGCUGGCGCCGCGGAGGAGCCCGCGCCGGGUCGUAAGCCGCACCAGCUGAAGCCGCACCCCGACUCCUCGACUACUACGCCGCCGCCGUCGCCGCCGACAUCGCCGCCGCUGUCGCCGCCGACAUCGCCGCCGCCGUCGCCGCCGAUAUCGCCGCCCGCGCCUGCAGAGCUCCCGAACAGCGACGGAGCGAAGCCCCCGCCGGGGAGGGGCACCUGCGUCCGCGAUGACGACGCGCUUGCGACGAGCCCGGCGGAUAUAUCUAGCGUCGCCGCGGUGCGUGUGCAAAAGCUGAUUCGCGGGCGUGUCGGCCGCCAUCGUUCCUUCAAGGUGCAGCAGGCGAGUGCCGACGGCCUGGCGCUGCGGCUGAGAAUGCUCACGAUUCUCUCGAUGGUGCGCUUCGCCGCGCAAGCGGCUGUGCUCUCGGCGACCACCCACCCGGCCUCGACGGACUCCGGCGCCGCCCUCCUCUUCGCCUCGCUCAUGCUCGUCGACGGGCAGGGCGGCAUCACCUUCCUCUUAUUCGGGCUCACGCCCCGUCUCAACGCAGUCGGCCCCCUGCUACAAAAGUGCUUGGGGCGCCUGCACGCGGUGAAUCCGUACAGCUCUCGCAUGAGCUCUCGCUCCUGCUCGGCGGAGCUGCCCAGUGACGUCCGGAGGAGGGCGAAGGUGACGGCGCGUCGCUCGAUGCUUUAUGCUUAGGCCGUAGCCCAAGCCGUCAAUAGCAUUUGGGUCGGAAGCGACUGAUGAACUGUGAGAGUCGUGGUUUUCGAAAAU